ACGGUGUAAUGUUUGCGCGUCAGGACUGGUGCCUCAACCUUCAACCUGCACAGGGAGUUAACAACACUUCCCGGACAUAAACCAGCUCCGUGCACACUCCCUGCAGAGAUAUGUAGAACAAUACGCACUCCUACUUUAAAUGUUUUGUGAAGCAGCUUGCAGACAGGCUCGGUAACAUGUCUCUCUAUGCGGCUGUAAUUGGAAGCACUGCUCUCGGGAUUAUGUCAGCUGUUUGUGAGGAGACAGAAGUGAGCAUGUAUCUUCUUCAAGUAUAGGAAGAACAUCAUAGCAGACAAACACAAUGGAUAAUCGACGCAAGAAGAAGCUGACAUACGCCACCAUCGGGCUCAUAUUUCUUCUAAGCGGUGUGGAAUAUGCUGUAAUCUUGCCCACAAUAUGGAGGUACUUGCAGACUUUGGAUGCAGCACCGUACUUCCUGGGUCUGGCCCUGUCUGCAUUCAGCUUCAGUGGCCUCCUGUCAGGUCCGCUGUUCGGUCACUUGUCUGACAAAACACGGACCACCAAAAAGAUCAUCUUGUUUGCCAAUUUAUUUGAGAUAAUUGGUAAUUUCAUGUACUUUAUGGGCUUCUCCAAGUGGCUGUUACUGUCAAGCAGACUGGUGGCAGGUAUUGGCACAGGUGCUGGCUCAUCUAUCUUCGGCUUCCUGACCAGAAGCACGGCCCCUGAGGACCGCGCCACUGCAUUUGCUGCUGUCAUGGCAUGCCGACAAGCUGGCCUUCUUAUUGGUCCAGCAUUUAACAUCUUCCUGAGGCUGUGUGAUUUCCGCCUUGGUCCUUUUGUGGUCAAUAAAUAUACUGCGCCUGGGUUGUUCAUGUGCCUGCUCUGGACUCUUCUUCAAGUGGCAGUGAUCUUCAUGUACUGGGACCUACCACAACUAGAGAAGGGGAAGGUCAGGGAGAACUCGACAAGCCAGAGGAGGGAAGAGGAGGAGGAGAUCGAGGGUGGGCCUGUGGAAGAGGACAAUGAGGAGGAAAAGCCGCUAAUGUGCUCCCAGGAGCUGGGGGGGUCCUACGGCUCAUUGGUCACAUCGAGCCAGACCAGGAUCGACAGCUCUGCUGCUUCACAUGCCACGCUGGAUCGUAUCUCUCCACCUCCCUCUCCCGUGCCACCAGAGCCCCAAGAGUCCUCCAGCCCCUUUAAGAAUUUCAGCAUUUCUCGAGAGUUCCUGAGAGAAGAGGUGGUCGUGCUGCUGGCUGCUCAGUUCAUCACCCUCUUCAAUCAGACAGCGCUGGAGACCAUGGUGACCCCGAUGACCCAGAAGUACUUUGGCUACGGGGAGCUGGAGAACAGCGUGAUGUACUGUCUCUGCGGUGUGGAGGUGAUCGCUGGCUUCCUGUUUGUGCGCUGGCUGAGUCAGCGUUUUGCUGAGCGAGUGGUGCUGGCCAUCGGUCUGGCCAUCUGCAACAUCUCUGGUGUCUGGUGCCUCAUCUUCCUUGCUAACCCACUAGGUGGUUUCCCUUGGCAGCUCACUGAGUUCAUCAUUGGGGUGUUUCUGCAGGUUUGGGGUUUACCAUUUGUAGCUGUGGCUCAGGUGUCCCUCUUCUCCAAAGUUACUGCUGAGAAAACACAAGGUUUCAGUCAGGGAGUGCGGCGCUCAGUGGGCGGUCUCGCUACCAUCCUGGGCCCUCUGUGGGCUGGCGGUCUUACGGAGAACUUGUACAUCAUGAUGGGGGUGAUGAUGGCGCUGCUGGCACUUCUAACGAUGAUGCUGGCUUUCUCAUAUGACCGGCUGGUUGCUCCUGCUGUGGAGGAGCAAGUAGACGACUCCGACAACUGAGACUAGUCCAGCCAACGGUGGAAGCAGUAAAGUGGAUAUGGAAGGGAGUCUCUGUCCUGCACCCGCCAGUCCCUCCACAGUUUCACUUUCUGCACUGGAACCAGCGCUCGGGGUGGUAACACACACACCAACAGCACACACCUCACCACCUCCUGAGGGCCAACCUAAACCUGGACUGGUCAGCUUUGUGUGCAGAGGCUGAUCUAAGUACUGAUUUGUACAUUUCCCAUGGAAAUAUGGAAAUCCUGCUGACACCGCGUGUGCAAGCUAUGGAUGAAAAUCGUUUCCGUCUUUUUGUGUUCUGCAUUGAGUUCUUACUACACUUGGUGCAUCUGACAUUGAUGAACAGGCCAAAUAGUUGUGGAUGUAGCUGAAAAACAAGCUUGUUCUUGAUACUUGAAGAGCCAUCUUCUAGAAAAACAAGCAUCCAAAAGAAUGGGUGAAAUUAUCAAAAGUUUUUAUGUGUAUGAAGUCCGUUUUGGCAGGUUGAAAACCAAGCUUUUGUCUCUUCGAAAGUAAAAUGAUCAAAAUGUAGACCAACAUAUUCUUUGCGCAUCAGAAGAAUUUUGACUUUUAUUUCUUUAUUCAGAUAUAUGAAGAUGAUAUAAUGAAGGUUCCUCCUUGAACACAUCAAGAUAUUUUGCAAAACUGUAUGUUUUAUUCAAGUUGUAUUCAUUCAUUUAAAAACUGAAUUAUGUGUUUUGCUAACUAUUUUUACUGUGGCCUCUACCAUGUGUUGGGCCUAGGGCUGGGCGAUAUGGACCAAAAGUCAUUUCCCGAUAUAUUCAGGCUGAAUAUCGAAAUACGAUAUAUAUCCUGAUAUUUUUAUCACAAAGUGAGAGCAAAUGUUCAGUCAAAGUCAAAUAUGACAUGUCACAAGUAGUUUUAUUGAAACUGUUCAUUUAAGUGAACAUAAAUACUGUAUAACAACAGGAGAACCUUUUUAAAGAAAAAAAAUAAUCAAAGCUCCAUAAAGUGCACAUUGAAAUGUAAAAAAAAAUUAAAUAAAAGCCGCAGCUUGCCUGGAGCAAGGAUCACAGUGCAAUUUUGAUCUAUAUAUGGGAUAUGGUCUGAUUCCAUAUCACAUUUGAAAAAUAUAUCGGUAUAUCUUUUAUAUUGAUAUAUCGCCCAGCCCUAGUUGGGCCUGAAAAUACUAUCACGAAAGAAUGGAAAUAAUGUAGGUUUUAACUGUUUCUCAUUGUCAAAAUACUGUUUCAAAGGCAUUUAAAGCUCACAGAGAUCAAAUUCUCAGGGAAACACUAAAUACAGUCUGUCAAACACUGAUUAGAGUUGGUUAUUUAAAAAUUUUAAUAUUCCUGGCAUAAAGGCUGCUUUAAAAAAAGCCAAGCAGAACUUGUGUAAUUGUUUGAUGCUGAUGUAGUACAUAUUUUAAACACUAGUGGGCGCUCUUAAUCUUUCUACUGAAGCAUAUCCCCGCUGUUCCUGAUGACCUUAAUGCUUGUAGUGUGAUCUCAGCCGGUCAUAUAGUGCAAAAUAACAAAUGCACAUUAUGGGAAAAACGGCUCUGUUGGGAACUUUUUUGUAUAAAAAUAGUCUUGUAGUUGUUUUAGCCUCCAGUACUGAAAACACACACCAAUCAAUGUUUUUUUUUUUUUGUACCCAAAGGCUUUCCAUCAUGUGUUCUACCUCUUGAUAAUUUGUGUAGGUUUUAUAUUCACAAACACCAAAAUACAUAAUUUACUACAAGACUAUUUAUUUCUUAUUUAUUAUACAUUUAUUUAUUAGAUAAUUUGUUGGCCCCUAACAUGUAUUUUCAUUUUUUUUGUAUUCCUUGUCUCUAUACAGAAAAUAGAAACCUCCACCAUA
Molecule: messenger RNA, 3625 nt
Organism: Centropristis striata (black sea bass)
Lineage: Eukaryota; Metazoa; Chordata; Actinopteri; Perciformes; Serranidae
Gene: mfsd8l1
Product: major facilitator superfamily domain containing 8-like 1
Exons: 12
Coding region: 302-1798 (498 amino acids)
Biological process (GO): transmembrane transport
Molecular function (GO): transmembrane transporter activity
Source: RefSeq, a predicted model, not a curated record